Messenger RNA from Ictidomys tridecemlineatus (thirteen-lined ground squirrel), 1636 nucleotides. RefSeq names its product replication protein A2 (gene Rpa2). Gene Ontology annotation, cellular component: chromosome, telomeric region; DNA replication factor A complex; nucleus. The record is from RefSeq and is a predicted model, not a curated record. NCBI's taxonomy places the organism in Eukaryota, Metazoa, Chordata, Mammalia, Rodentia, Sciuridae. Gene Ontology annotation, biological process: nucleotide-excision repair; DNA replication; double-strand break repair via homologous recombination. Gene Ontology annotation, molecular function: single-stranded DNA binding.
UUUGGAAUCCUGGCCUGAGGAGACAGGAAAAAGCGUAGGAUUCGUGAGCGUUGAUUGGCCGAAGCGAGAAACGUCCUUGGCGCUCACUGGCUCCGUCAUUCGCGGGAAGGAAUUUGUGGCGCCAGAAAAAAGUAGAAACAACGUUGUCGCAGCAGCGGGAUUCUGAGGAGUUUGGCGAGCCCACCAAACCGGAACUUUCUGGACUUCUUUCCCAAAGAAAUCGCGGCCGACAUGUGGAAUAGUGGAUUUGAAAGCUAUAGCAGCUCCACCACCUUUGGGGGAGCCAGCAGCUACACUCAGUCCCCGGGGGGCUUCGGAUCGCCGACACCUUCCCAGGCUGAAAAGAAAUCAAGAGCCCGAGCCCAGCACAUUGUACCCUGUACCAUAUCUCAGCUGCUUUCUGCUACUCUGGUUGAUGAAAUGUUCAAAAUUGGGAAUGUUGAAAUUUCACAGGUCACUAUUGUGGGAAUAAUCAGACACGCAGAGAAGGCUCCAACCAAUAUUGUUUACAAAAUAGAUGACAUGACAGCUGCACCCAUGGAUGUUCGCCAGUGGGUGGACACAGAUGACACCAGUGGUGAAAAUACUGUAGUUCCUCCAGAAACAUAUGUGAAAGUGGCUGGCCACCUGAGAUCCUUUCAGAACAAAAAGAGCCUGGUAGCCUUUAAGAUCAUGCCCCUGGAGGAUAUGAAUGAAUUUACCACACAUAUCCUGGAAGUAGUCAAUGCACACAUGGUGCUGAGCAAAUCCAACAGCCAGCCCUCAGUAGGGAGAGCAUCUAUCAGCAAUCCAGGAAUGGGGGAAGCAGGAAACUUCAGUGGGAAUAGCUUCAUGCCAACAAAUGGCCUCACUGUGGUCCAAAACCAGGUGCUGAAUUUGAUAAAGGCUUGCCCAAGACCCGAAGGGUUGAACUUUCAGGAUCUCAGGACUCAGCUCCAACACAUGCCUGUAGCUUCAAUCAAGCAAGCUGUGGAUUUUCUCAGCAACGAGGGACACAUCUAUUCUACUGUGGAUGAUGAUCACUUUAAAUCCACAGAUGCAGAAUAACUGGAUUUCAUUGGGUACCUGAGAUAUUUCCAGCUGGAUCUGUUUGCACAGUCCAUUGCCUCCAGCUCUGUAUAUAUAUGGUCAAGUGACUUCAAAGAAGGAGAUUCAUCUGUAAAGAGUUUUAGCUGGCUUGAAACUUACUGACUGCUUUUCUGUUUUUGUAUUUUGUGGUUUUGAAGCUCAAAGGGAGAUGGACAGUUGACAGGGAUGUAAACCAGGAUGGAAUUUUUCUCAAGUUUCAAGUAAGCUCGUUAGGAUACCAGGAUAGAUGGGAUUAGAAGAGAUGCGCUACCAAGAGAGUUAGGCAUUUACUUAACACCUGGGAGUUUCUGUUCUUGAAGUUUUUCUGUUCAGAUGAGCAGGAUGAAGGUCUGUGGGCAGAGCACCAACCUAGGAACCCACUGCCCUCUGUCUAUUUUUGUUUCCCACUCUGGUUCUAUGGUUACUUUCAAAAUUGCACUUUUGUUCCCCUUCUUGCCUUGUCUGCUGCUGAAGGUGGGUUUUUUAUGAAAAUGAGAUUUAGCAUGCUAGCAUUAUAGGACGGAGGAGGAGAAGAAAUGUUAAAUAAAACAGUUCUGUUAUUGCAGUA